UCACAGCUUCAACAGGAGUAUUGUAGCAGGAGUUGGAUGACGCACGUGGAGAGCAAGCCUUAAGUUUGAAUAUACUGUAGCACUGAACAUUAACCACAUUAACCAGCAAAAACAUACUAAGACAAGGAUAUUACUUCUCAAGUUUAUUUUUAGCGACUGAGUGCAAGAACACAACCCCUGCUGAAGGAUGCACUGGGCUGCCUUGUUCACGUGUGUGCUCGCCGUGUCGGUGAUGAAUCAAGUGAGCGGUUUGGAAACGGUCACUGCCAAUUAUGGCGAGACUGUUAAAAUCCCAUGCAACAAUGGACUUCUCAAAGCAGAGGAUAUCGAUAUUAUCAAAUGGAAAGAUGAUACAGAUAGCAGUAUACUGGUGAAACGUGCAGGUAAGAAUGCCACCAUUGGAGAUAAUGUGAACUACAAGACGAGAGUCAGUAUUCAAGAGGACUUCAGUCUUGUCAUCACAAAAGUGAUUAUGGCUGAUCAGAGAACAUUCACCUGCCUGGUGUCAGGCAACGACAUUCUGGAAUUCCCUGUCCAACUGCAGAUUUAUAAGGCUCCGUCGCAACCUCAGAUCACAAAUCAAGCAUCUGUGAUGGAGAUCGGCAAAAUGACUGUGCUAGCGCAGUGCCGUACCGAAGGGGCCAAUCCAGCUGCCGUCAUUUUAUGGAUUAAGAACAAAGCUACACUGUCUAACAGUACAGUGGUUAAAAUCAUAACUACUAAGGAUAUUGAUAGCGUGACGGGACUUUCUGCCACCACUUCUACACUGGAAUAUGCAGCGGCAAAGGAGGACAUUGAUGCCAAAUUCAUCUGUCGAGUUCAACACCCUAAGUCAGCUGACAUGGAUUCAUCACCGCUUAACUUCACAGUGAACUACCCCACUGAGAAGGUCGAACUCCAGGUGGUGUCCAAGGGUCCUUUUAUGGAAGGAGAUAACGUGACCCUCAAAUGCACGGCAGAUGGGAACCCUCCUCCAACAAGCUACAACUUCUACAUCAAGGGUGAGAAAAAGGCGGUGGAAAACUCCAACACAUACACCUUGAGGAACAUCACUCGCGCCCACACCGGAGAAUACAAAUGCUCACUGGUGGACAAGGAAGACUUGGCGGAUUCUAAACAAAUUACUGUUGAUUACCUUGAGGUGGUCCUCAGCAGCACCGGUAAAGUUGUAAAGAAACUAGGCGAGAGCUUUGAGACCACUUUGGAUGUUAAAGCAUCAGGAACGACGCAAACGUCUUGGAAAAAGGACAAAACCAAGCUGGAGAGCCUGCCAAAGUUCGACAAGCUGAAGUAUUCUGAUUCUGGAGUGUAUGAGGGUGUUGUUACGAUGAAUGGCCUUGUGAAAACAAAAACAUUUGAAUUAAUAGUUGAAGGUGCUCCAGUGAUCAAGAAACUGAUCAAGAAGCGUGGUGAUGGAUCAGGGAACAAGGUCUUGAGUUGUGAGGCCGAAGGCUUUCCAAAACCCACUGUACAGUGGAGCAUCAAUACCACAAAGGUCGAUGAGAGUGAAUAUAAGGAUGGCCAAAUCACAUACAGCAUUACACUUAUUCCUAAAGUUAAUCUGACUGUGUCCUGCACUGUCUCAAAUGCCUUGGGUUAUGAUGUUAGAAGCAUAAAUGUAUCCACAAUUGCUGAUGCUGUGCAAAUGGACAAACAAGAUCAGACAGAUGAAUAUGGUGACCAGACUGCAAUGGUUAUUGGCAUUAUUAUUGGUGUGUUGCUGGCCCUUCUUGCAAUAGCACUGGCCUACUGGCUAUAUUUGAAAAAAUACAGGCAAGGCACAUGGAAAACUGGAGAAAAGGAGGAUGGGUCAGCAGAGGAGAGCAAGAAGCUUGAAGAAAGCCAAAAAGCAGAUGUGUAAUGUUCAACGAGCCAUUCAGGAAAUUAUUGACUACAAUUCGUUCUAUCUAAAAGAGGAGAGGUGAGCGUCAAGGAGAAAUCUGUGAAAAAACGAAAAGCUGUAAUGGAGGGUCUGAGUGGCUGGGCCAGUUACAUCUCCACCAUUGUCUGAAAUGUGUCUUUGCCUCCUCUGUAUUGGGGCAGUUCAUAAAUAAUGUGCAUUGUAAAGUAUGUGAAUUGUUUGCAUUGAAAAGGCCAUUAAGAAAACUGUUUGUAAAAAGUGUUUGUUUAUAUUUUGUUGAGGUGGCAUAUGUUGCCGCCUGAAUUAAAGUCUUAUUUCGUUAAAAUUUUCCUGUGCCCAAAGCAUUCAGUACAUGCAAACUUAUUUUGGCAGUUUCACAUCAUUUGGUAAAAACACUGAGGCCUUUACACUGACAAUGUCUCCAUUGUGUUACAUAUGUGGUACUAAAUUUGUGGCAUGUUGCGAGGCAUGAUUUUUGCAGUUGUACUGAGCACUUGGGUUGAGUUUUAGGUCUGUUGACAAGAAAAAAAACUGAGCAGUGAAAUUAACAUUUAAUGUGAUGAUAUAUUUGGAUUUUAAGACAAUUGUUUAACUGUAUAUACCCUUGUUAGCGUUCUAAUAGGCCUAAUAAAAGACUGCAUUGGAAGGUAAAAGAUAUAAUGCAGGGACCAGUGCUUGUUUGUUAAUAAAAACAAUGCCUUUUGCUUGGAUCGUUUAUUAUUGUGCCUUGUUUACCAUACAGUUUUGAGGACUAAAUUAGAGUCAUGUUACCAAAUUUGUUUUAAUGUGCUUCAAUGUAUAUUCUCACUCACGUUUUCUCUCAGAUUAUCACCUGCGUGUGCUCUGAUAUCAUUCAUGCAUCAUUGUUCAUUCAUUACGGUCCUGUAUGCAUUAUUUGUAAAUAUGGUGAACUUUUUUGUUGUUCUGUUUUUGUUCUAUUUAUAUUGUUAAGGUUUAGCUAAGUGGCAGUGUUUUACCAUUAUGUUAGUUGUAGUAGUGAUUUUUCCUGAAAAUAUACCUCUGUUGCAUUGUACAGUACAAUUGGUAUUUACUUGCAGGCUUUGGAAUGGUGAAAUUGAAUCUUCCAACUUUUCAUUUUAGUGGUGUUCCUGUAUUUCACUUCGAGUGCAUUUAAACCACCAUUGAGACCAAAGAGGUUGAAUGUGGCCAUGCGAGUAUUGUACAUACUGACCAUUGUUUUGUACCUUUAGUUCAAAUAAAGUGUACAUUUUUAGGAAA
This is a messenger RNA of Misgurnus anguillicaudatus (oriental weatherfish), 3100 nucleotides long. Lineage: Eukaryota; Metazoa; Chordata; Actinopteri; Cypriniformes; Cobitidae. The record is from RefSeq and is a predicted model, not a curated record.